Messenger RNA from Apiotrichum porosum, 996 nucleotides. RefSeq lists its product as uncharacterized. Lineage: Eukaryota; Fungi; Basidiomycota; Tremellomycetes; Trichosporonales; Trichosporonaceae. The record is from RefSeq and is a predicted model, not a curated record. The coding region runs from base 1 to 996 and encodes 331 amino acids. The transcript has 5 exons.
AUGAUCUUCCUCAACCUCGCUCUAGUGGCAGCCUUGGCCAUCGAAGGAGUGGCGGCUGCCAACUCGCCCACCCUCACCGUCCCCAAGGUCAUUGUCGGACGUUUUAUGCCGAUGGACUGGGGCUUUGUCCAGCGUUCGCCACUUGCCCAUGUCAUGGGACCCGUGUCAAAGCGUGCGGCAUUGGCAUGCCCCACAGGCUUCACCGCGUGUAACAGCUCCUCUUCUUGUGCACCAGACGGCUCAGUGUGCUGUGACGGUGGUGGCAGCUUUUGUUCUGCUGGCACCACCGCCACCGACACUGGAACAACGACCCCCACGACGCAAGCUGCUGAGGCUACCGGUACUGGAAACGCGCCAUCGUCGAGUAUCCCACCCAUCACCAUGGGCAGCAGUUCGAUCAUUGCGGCCGACUUGAACUCGUACGUCGAUUGGCAAGGCAACUGGCAGACGACAACAGGAUCAUGUGCGUCAGACGCAAGGGUCGCCACCUCAAACGUCAGCAUGUCGAUGAAGUGUAGUCCCGAUGUUGCGGGAUACGUCAUGUCCCUUUCUGUUCCCAAAGGUGCCAGCGUCAAGUUCAACAUUGACGGCGAGGACUACACGUACGGAUGGGGCAACCUCAAGACGCCGCUGGGCACGUACCAAAACUGCAACAUUACCUAUGCGUACGCCUUUGAGAACACCCAGGACCACGUCUGCACCCUCGACAUUGGGAUGGCAAGCAGCACGGACCAGUCAAGCGCAAUGCAGGUCAACGCAGUCGUCGCGUUCAAGAACGUGGCCGACAUGCAGAGCUACCUCAACGCCGCACAGAGUGAAGAUUCCUCGUCCUCUGCCUGGUCAUCUGCCACAUCGGGGUCAUCUGCCACCUCGACGUCGGCGGCCAAGACGUCGGCGACCAGCCAGGCUAGCGGUGCCGUGCUUCGUGCCGGCAUCAACGUCCGGAGCGCGGCCGUCGUCGCAUGUGCCGCUGUCCUCUUUGUGUCGGCUUUCUAG